AUGACAGCCAAAUACCAAGCAUUAUUCAAGCCAAAGAACUUAGGACAAUUGCAAUUGCAGCAUAGAAUAGCCCUUGCUCCACUCACUAGAUUAAGAACAAAAGGUGAUGGUGUAAUUGAAGACUACGUACCAGAGUACUACCAGCAGAGAUCAACGAAAGGUGGUUUCUUGAUCUCAGAAGCAACCCUCAUCGCUAAGGAAGCUGGUUCUGCGUAUGGAAAACUCGAACCAGGUUUAUGGUCAAACGAACAACUCGAGCAAUGGAAGAAGGUCACAAAAUCAGUGCAUGACAAGGGAGCCUACAUUUACUCACAAUUAUGGGCACUCGGAAGAAUUGCCAACCCAGAAUUAUCAGAAAGGCUUGUUGGACCAUCAGCUGGCACUUACCAAGGCAAUAAGGUCGAGGAAUUGUCAGUUGAAGACAUAAAAAGAUACGUUAACCACUACAAGCAAGCUGCUAUCAACGCAGUAGAGACUGCAGGAUUCGAUGGUGUUGAGAUCCAUGCCGCUAACGGAUAUCUUAUCGAUCAAUUCACACAAAAAUUAACAAACCGUCGUACAGAUGAAUACUCAGCUGAGAGCUUGAAAUUCCCAUCAGAAGUACUCGAAGUUGUCGUCAACGCAGUCGGUCAAGAGAGAACUGGUAUCAGACUGUCACCAUUCAGCACAUUCCAAGAAAUGCGCGAUGAAAACCCAUUAGCAACAUUCACAUCAUGGGUUGAGAAAAUAGUUAAGACAUAUCCAAAAUUGGCAUACAUUCACUUUGUCGAUGGUACUACACCAGAAGACCAACGUGAUGGUAACAAACUCAAGGAUAUAAUCAGGGAUGCAGGUAUCGCUGUUAUCUCGAACAACACCUAUAAUCUCGAUGAAGCUUCAAAGAGAGCUGAAGAGAGAGAUGAAAUUAUUGCAUUCGGUAAAUAUUUCAUUGCAAACCCUGAUCUUCCAGACAGAGCUGCCAAGGAUCUCCCAAUCGUUAAAGCCGAUGUAAACACCUUCUACGGUGGUGGCAGAAAUGGUUACACGGACUACCCAUUCUAUAAAUAA
Wallemia mellicola CBS 633.66 is the source of this 1047-nucleotide messenger RNA. Its product is annotated as FMN-linked oxidoreductase. NCBI's taxonomy places the organism in Eukaryota, Fungi, Basidiomycota, Wallemiomycetes, Wallemiales, Wallemiaceae. Gene Ontology annotation, molecular function: oxidoreductase activity; FMN binding. The record is from RefSeq and is a predicted model, not a curated record. The transcript has 2 exons. The coding region runs from base 1 to 1047 and encodes 348 amino acids.